Molecule: messenger RNA, 383 nt
Organism: Paramuricea clavata
Lineage: Eukaryota; Metazoa; Cnidaria; Anthozoa; Malacalcyonacea; Plexauridae
Source: the annotation of a GenBank genome assembly
UAUGCGGAUGAAUUAUUCGGUACCGAAUUCACGGAACAUAUCAAUUGUGAUGUAGACACUGACAAAGACGACAAGGAGACGGAGAAAAAAGAGAAGAAACUUGUUAUUAAUUACCAACAGGGCGAUGGUGAGAAAGUCAUUGAAUAUGAAAACAUUGAAUCAAGUUCUGAGAAUGAAGAGGAUGUUGAUGAUGACAUUGAAAAAGCAAUAGCAAAAGAAAUUAACCAAAUCAAAAAUCUGAAGAAAUCAAGAAGAUUUCAAGGUAUACCUACUGGUGUGAAUGCUAUAUUAUUUAUCAGAACCACAUUAUCAAAGGAAGACCUAAAUAAACUGAUUCACUGUAUACUCUCAGAUAUUGCUAAAACAAAGCAGAACAAAUCAAG